This is a messenger RNA of Eruca vesicaria subsp. sativa (arugula), 744 nucleotides long. The record is from the annotation of a GenBank genome assembly. Lineage: Eukaryota; Viridiplantae; Streptophyta; Magnoliopsida; Brassicales; Brassicaceae.
GCACAGGUCACUCUCCAAUUAACUAACUCCUUUACUUCCUAAGCUCUCUGCACACCGAUGGCAAAGAACUCACAGAGUAGCAGCAAGAGCCAGGAGAAGAAGAAAGGAAACAGAGUGUGUGAGAAGAUCUUCAGAGCAGUGACGAGUCCGGUCCGAACCGUUCGCCGCAUCUCCACUAAACCUUCACCGAACCACCACCACCACCACCAAGCAGAGGCUGUCCGCGUCAAGUUAUCUGAGACAGCCAAACCCAUUACAACGAGCGAGCCGAAGAAGACGCUGAUCACUCGAGUGGAGACGACCCUGAAAACAGACGAGAGGUUCACCGACUAUAUAAAGAAAGCGAAGUUGAAGAUUAGGGCAAUGACGAGGAACGAUGAUGUGUCGGAUGCAAGUGAAACAGAGACACGUGAUCAUCAUCAUCAUCAUCACCAACACGUACCUAUCUCUCGUGUACCGAGAGAGAGUAGCAGUGGGAGAUCAUCAGAUCGUUUCUCCGAGUACAUAAACAAGGCGAAGAUGAAGCUCAGAUCAUCUUCCACCGUCGUUCGUGCGAACACAACUCACGGUUCUUUCAAGCAUUGAUGAAUCCUGGCAACUUUCUAUGAAUAAUCUUGGUCUUGGUUUGCUCCAUAUUAUAAGAUAUUGAUUAUGACAUAUGUUAUGGUUUGAAAAUUAAUGGAUCCAAUGUAUUAUUGAAAACCCAAUAUUGUAAUAUUUGAUGAAUAUAAAGGUUUGUUGUUG